AACCAAAUCGAAGCAAAAUUAUGGAAAUUAGAAGAGAUCAUAAGAUCUUUGAACUGUCGGUGAUCAAUCUUAAAUACGGAAAAAAAAAAACAGGAAUGAAAACUUCCGGAGGAGAAGAUAAAGACAAAAAUCAGGAGGCUACAGAUCGUGAUACUAACGCCCAAGUUCUUUGGGGAGAAAAAUCAAAAUAAGAGGUUUAAACAGCUAGAGUCAUGAAAGCUUUGGAUCGAGAAAAUAAAGAUUUACCUGGAGUGGAGAAAGGAAGAGAAACAGCUAAGGUGUGCCUCUCUUGUGUGUGCCUUUGUGAGAACAGAGAUCCGAGUUCCUCUAUUUAUCUGUACGGGUGCGUGUCGUUUUUGUUACUCCGGAAGGAGUAAUGAAAGGAGGAUGAAAAUGCGUGAACAAUAUCGUGGUUUAUACUUUUUUUUUUUUUUAGAUUAAGAAAAUAAAAAGAAUUAAUUAUU
Messenger RNA from Rubroshorea leprosula, 464 nucleotides. NCBI's taxonomy places the organism in Eukaryota, Viridiplantae, Streptophyta, Magnoliopsida, Malvales, Dipterocarpaceae. The record is from the annotation of a GenBank genome assembly.